Ipomoea nil (Japanese morning glory) is the source of this 1866-nucleotide messenger RNA. Its product is annotated as probable membrane-associated kinase regulator 2. Gene Ontology annotation, cellular component: plasma membrane. The transcript has 2 exons. Bases 174 to 1499 code for a protein of 441 amino acids. The record is from RefSeq and is a predicted model, not a curated record. Lineage: Eukaryota; Viridiplantae; Streptophyta; Magnoliopsida; Solanales; Convolvulaceae.
CAAAAGAGAAAUAGCCUGACCCAUUAUAAUUCAAUCUUUCCCAACCUCCAUUAAGCAGGCUCUCCAUUAUACAAAGUAUCCCACCUAAAAGCUCUGUUUCUGUCUCUCAACCCCUUCCUGCUUUAAAUCUAAUGAUAAACCCUCUCUUUUAGUAUAUACUCUCUCUUUCAACAAUGGAGGCUUUCAGCUUGCUCAAGUACUGGCGCGGCGGUGGUGGAGGCAACACAUUUUCUGCUGCCGACGCCGGAUUCUCUUCUCGUUCCACGGACUCCUCUACCGCCGGUGCUACAACUAUCGUCACCACCGUUAGUCCUCACUUCACUGACUCGGACUCCGACUUCGAUUCCGACACCGAGGACGGCCCCUUCUUUGAUUUGGAAUUCACCGUUCCGGAAGAUGAGGACGGAGACGCCAAAGCUCAAACUGGUGCCGGAGAGAAUGAAGAUAAGACUGUUGAUGCGCAACAUUCCGAAAUAGACGACGGAGGCGACUCCGAUGACUCGGACGAUGAGAAUGAAGAAGGUGAGUUGAAGUUGACGUUCUCCCCCUCCUCUGCCUCCAACGUUGACCGCUCUGACGCAAACGCUUCGCUCUCGCCUCGUGACGAUCUCUUCUUCAAAGGCCGCCUUGUGCCGGUUGAGCAUGCGUCGUUGACGCUAACGGCGUCGGAAGCGAACUCCAAGUUUCCGGUGUCUUUCCUGAAAUCGGCCACCAAAUUCAGAGUUAUGAUGUUGAAAUUGAAGAAGCCGAAAGCAAAUGCGCACCGGAGCCCUGAGAAAUCGGAGCCGAAAUCAAAGCCGUGUCCGAAGCGUAAAGCCUCCAGGAAUGAGAAAGACGAGGAGGCUCAAAUUCGAGCCGAGAAGAAGUCGUUCACCGUGAAAUUGAAGGUUGAAGAAGUGAAAAUCAAGUCGCUGUUUACACGAGAGAGUAGUUCAAAAGGCAAUAACAAUGGCAAGGCCGAGCAGAAGCCGAACACCUUAGAAUCACACCUGAACUCGAGUUCAUCGUCAGAGGAGAGGAAGUUUCCCAAAGAAACGAUUCAAAAAUAUUUGAAACUGGUGAAGCCUUUGUACAUUCGCGUCUCAAAGCGGUACAGCGAUAAAUUGGGGUUCUCAGGUCACUUGAGCUUUCCCGGAGGCGGAACAGCGGCCGCCGCAACAACUCAUUCGCCACCGCCGCAGUCUACGGCGGAAAAAGCGGAAACGGAACCAACGGACUUGUCCGAGAAAGCAGCGGUACUGAACAACGCCAAGAGUCAGAAACAGGGGAACUUACCCGCCGGACUGAGAGUCGUACCGAAAAACCUCAUGAAAAGCCGAUCGGCGUCCUCAGCAGCAGCGGCGGCGGCGGCGUCCCCGGUGUCGUCAUCUCAGCGACGCGACGACUCACUGAUCGAGCAACACGAUGGAAUCCAAGGCGCCAUUUUACAUUGCAAGAGAUCGUUCAACGCUUCCAGAGAUUCAUACUAUCGCGAUGAGCCAAACCUUUUCUUGUUCUAGGAAGGAAGCCAUAGCGCAACAAGGAUUAGCAACUAAUUAAUCAAACACUACUCCGCAGUGGCUAAGAUUAGUGUAGAAGAUGCAGUAUCACUCGCAUUUAGAAAAAAAAAAAAAAAAAAAAAAAAAAAAAACGGAAGAUGAUGGUCUCUUUCAGGCUGCGAUUGAUGGAAGAGAUUCAACGCUAAAUUGCAUAGGUGAAUGAAAUUAUGAAUAGUCUAUUAUCAGAUGUGUUUUGAUCUUUGUAAAAAAAUUGCUUUUAGUAUCUUAGCAGUUUGUAGAUUGAUGUACCGUGUACCAUAGUUGUGUGAUCAUGAUGAUGAGUUUGAUGACCAUCUCCAAGAAUUUAUCAAAGUCUGCAUUCUCAUCA